AUGCACAUCUCUGCCGGAAGCACCCUCGCGACGGUCGCUGUCGCCAUCUUUGCCUUCAGAGCGUCAGUUGCAGCGCAAGCAAUCCCCGAAAUCACCGCACCUGGGAUGCCCCCUAUGAGCGACAAUCAAACGUGGAUGAUCACCCCCCCAUUGACACCAGAUGACGAGGACUACAUCGACGAGUCUGAUUACGCAAGGCUCAUGAAGAGAGCCCCCCCAGCCGGUUCAUACAUAUGCGACGGUACAAACUGGGGCGGCAAAUGCAAGUGGACACCAAUGACGGACUACCAAUGCCUCGACUACCCCGCCAAUGCUGCUUCCUCGUUCGGUGCACCUCAAGGCUGGCAAUGCAAGAUCUUCUACAGCAAAGGAUGCACGCCCGGCACUGGCACCGAUGGAAAGCUUACAUACCCGGGCACCCCGAACCUGGGAGCCACUUAUAACAGGAAGGACAAGCCAGGGUCGUACAUGUGCAGGAUGUGCAAUACCGCGUCCGGGGAUCAUCCGUGGCUGGAGAACCCAUACACACUGUAUACUGACGACGAUGUUUUCUUUGGCAGCGUCAACAACAAUGCGCCGGACUUCUACUUCGCACAAGUCAAGUAUGGAUAUGGCGGGGACGGAGGUACCUGCACUUCUUGGGAUGCCAACAUCGGGACCACCAAGAAGUAUACCUGCUUACCGCAGGCGACUGUUGAUCCUCACUUCGUGUAG
Cladophialophora yegresii CBS 114405 is the source of this 714-nucleotide messenger RNA. RefSeq lists its product as uncharacterized. The coding region runs from base 1 to 714 and encodes 237 amino acids. NCBI's taxonomy places the organism in Eukaryota, Fungi, Ascomycota, Eurotiomycetes, Chaetothyriales, Herpotrichiellaceae. The transcript is spliced from 3 exons. The record is from RefSeq and is a predicted model, not a curated record.